AUGGCCAUCUGUGAACGACCAGUGGCCACAGCCAAAGCGCAUGUAAUGCUCUACGAUACGAAAACAAGUAGCUGGAAUUAUAGUGGAAAUUCGCAAAGUCUUGCAAAAGUGCAGCUUUACUUCAAUUCGCAAACAAAUGCAUAUCGCGUUGUUGGAUGGAGUCUUCAGGAUCGCGAGGUCGUUAUUAAUUGUUCAAUACCACGAGGACUAAAUUAUCACAAAGCCCGUCCGAAUUUCCACCAAUGGCGCGACGCUAAACAACAUGUAUACGGCCUGAGUUUUGCCUCCUUAGACGAGGCAGAAGCUUUUGCUGCAGCUGUCGAAGCUGCUCUUGAACAACUAGCUGCUCUUAAACGCCAGCAAUCUAGUUCGCAACCACAGGAGCUGCAGCCAUUGAGGCAGCAGCCCACUGGUAACGGUCCCACGAUCACAAACCACCAGUUCCAGUAUCAAACUCAGUCGCAACAACAAUUAUCACAGUAUCGGGAACAGCAAUCCCAGUAUGACCAGUCCAAUUAUGCAGAAUCGGGUCGUACAAAAAGGGAAGAAGUGGAGCCCCCUGGCUAUGCGGGUGUACCCAUUCAGCAGAAGGCCAUUCCCGCUAACAACUCUGUCAACAAUCGUGGAGAGUAUGCGAUGCCGAACAUUGCCCAAUCCCAGCAGCAACAACUGGCACCUCUCUCAUCCCAGUCAGAUUUGAAUGGCGGCGGUGGUUAUCGAGCGCCCUCGAUACUAAGCGAUUCGGGAAGAUCUGUCAACGGCUCAAUUGGGAACGGCAGUGUGGAUGGACGAUAUCAGUCUUCCUCGGAUGAUAGUGUAAAAGGCCUCAUUGGUCGAAUGCCCAAUGCUCCUUCAUUGGCCGCAAGCAAUUGUUCAACUCCAUCUACUUCCGGUCUCGCUUCUUCUCCCAGUAAAGGCUCCCUGCAUUAUGCUCCUCCAACGCCUCCACCGCCACCGACGAUAUCUGCAGCUCCCCCUGCCCCGCCACCGCCUCCUCCGCCAGCUUCACCGGCACCUCCACCACCCGCUCCGACUGCCCCGCCUGCUCCUCCGCCGCCUCCUCCACCACCGCCUCCUCCACCACCACCGGCUCCUGUUUCCUCGGUCCUUGGCGAUCGCAAGUUCUCGGCUCCGGCCCCCUCCACUCUUUCCCUCGGCACGAUAGCCAACGACAGUGAUGAACCUGACUCAGCCAACCAGAGUUGGUUAGCCACUCAACUGCGUCAGGCCAAGCAGAUGCGUCUGCGAAAACAGCAGGAGAAGCAGGAGGGCGGUGGUUGCGUCAAUUCGACCACCGGAAGCGGUGGAAUUCAUGCGGUGGCGAGUGCUGGAACACUGAGUCGAGCUCAGGGGGCUGACAUGAUGUCUGAUUUACAGAGGGUGCUGGCGGCUCGUAGACGUGCUCGUGAGGGCGACAACGAUAAUGCUGAUGGGGUCGCCGCGGAUUCCGCCAACGGUGUUUCAGCUUUGUGUGGAUCCGCGAACACCGCGGAGAGUGGGCAUUCACGUCGACCUUCGCAAUCCAUCAAUAACAGUGGCAGCGGCAAUGCCGCGCUCACCUUUGCUGUACCCACCGCGCCUGCCCCCACAUCAAACUAUGCCACCAUUCGGAAGAAUUCAGUGUCUUCUGCUAACAAUGUCGAUACUAAUCAGCCUGUCACACGUGCUGAUUUAGAGGUUCUGAAACGGGAAAUUCUUCUCGAAUUUCGAAAAGAAAUGAAGGCACUGAAAAAUGACAUUCUUUCGGAAGUGGGUAGCGGUAACGUCCCGAUUCCCAUUCUCGCCGCCGCCUCGCAUAACCGCCAUCCCCCUUCCCUCCGCUGA
Echinococcus granulosus is the source of this 1824-nucleotide messenger RNA. RefSeq names its product Protein enabled. The record is from RefSeq and is a predicted model, not a curated record. NCBI's taxonomy places the organism in Eukaryota, Metazoa, Platyhelminthes, Cestoda, Cyclophyllidea, Taeniidae. The transcript has 9 exons. Gene Ontology annotation, molecular function: SH3 domain binding. Bases 1 to 1824 code for a protein of 607 amino acids.